Messenger RNA from Nymphaea colorata (pocket water lily), 4366 nucleotides. Its product is annotated as pentatricopeptide repeat-containing protein At5g40410, mitochondrial. NCBI's taxonomy places the organism in Eukaryota, Viridiplantae, Streptophyta, Magnoliopsida, Nymphaeales, Nymphaeaceae. Bases 320 to 2629 code for a protein of 769 amino acids. Gene Ontology annotation, molecular function: RNA binding; zinc ion binding; protein binding. The transcript has a single exon. Gene Ontology annotation, biological process: RNA modification. The record is from RefSeq and is a predicted model, not a curated record.
UUGCUUUUCUGUAUUGCAAAGAAUACGUGUGUGACACUCUAAUCUAAUUAAGGAUUGCCUGUUUCCAUCAAGUCUAAAAUCAUCCCUGCACAUCGGCGGCAGGGAGAAAGGAAGCUUCGGUCUGUUCCAGUUAUCUCUCUCCUAUCUCUAAAUGUGAGUCAAGCGUUUGCAAAACAAAUAAAAUCCCAACACCAUAUGUCAGAACCUAACUGGUUUUCCGAAUGCACCACAGUAAGCUCGAGAUCAUUUGGCCCCUCCCCACCUCACUCUCUAUCUCUCCCUCUCCCCGGAGAGACGUCGGCCAUAAGGCCCAUAACUAAUGCAUGCUCGUGUCGUUCUGACCUCCAUAUCUCAAUGCAAGCAACUACACGCCCGUUUGCUUGUUUCAGGAGGAGCUCACCACCAUCCCAACGUCAUCAAAUUGAUCACAAUCUGCACCACUCAAGGAUUCUCGGCUUACGCGCGCUUGUUGCUCCAUGGGAUCGAACCUGUUUCUUCCUUAGCAUGCAAUAGCGCAAUCAGAGGGCUCUGCGAUGCUGGGCACCUGCUGGAGUCACUGCUAUUAUAUUGCAGAAUGCGCUCCUAUGGUGUCAAACCCAACGCCUGCACGCUCUCUUCACUGCCCAAGUCGUGCGAGAGCCUGAUUCAUGGUAGGCAAGUGCACUGCGACGUGAUAAAGUUUGGUCUUGGAUCAGAGGUGUUUGUCAGUGCUUCGAUGGUUUCGAUGUAUGCGAGGCUUUGUUGCGUCCAAGAUGCACGCAGACUGUUCGACGAAAUGCCUGAAAGAGACUCAAAGUCGUGGAAUUCGUUGAUUGUCGAGUACGCACGGAGUGGAUGUCACAGGACUAGCCUAGACAUGUUUUGGCGCAUGAUAGAGGGUGGAUUGGAAUGCACGAGAAUAGCCAUGGCAAAGGUUCUUCAUGCUUGCGCUUGUCUUAGAGACAUUGAACAAGGCAGACGCAUACACGAUCACAUCAUAACAUCAGGAAUCGAGGUAGAUGCUUUCGUUCAAACUGCAAUUAUAGACAUGUAUAUGAAAUGUGGUGCUGUUGAUGUUUCCAUUAGACUGUUUGAAGAGAUGUCAAACAAGGAUCUGGUCUCAUGGAAUGUGGUUCUUACAGGAUGCAUAAACAGUGGGCUUUACUAUGAUGGGUUUGCUCAGUUUCGGAGGAUGAGGACAAUAUCAGACUUCAAACCCAACGAGUCAACACUUGUUUCAAUUCUUCCGGCUUUAUCAGAGUUGAAGGCUGUGCCUGCUGGCAUGAGCUUACAUGGUUACAGCAUCAAAACUGCCCUGUAUUCUCAUGUCAACGUGGUCAAUUCCAUUGUCUCAAUGUAUGGGAAAUGUGGGGUCCUGGAUUUGUCUCUUCGUGUAUUUGAGACGAUGAAGACAAAGAAUGUUGUAUCAUGGAAUUCAAUUAUGGCGAUCUGCAAUCAAAAUGGCUUUGCAGGGGAUGCAAUUAUUCUAUUCAUUAAGAUGAGGAGAGAAGAUGUGGCAUCACCCGACUAUGUCACUGUCGUGAGCGUACUUCAGGCUUGUGCACAGUUAGCAGUUCCAAGAUUAGCAAAUGCAGUUCAUGGAUAUAUUGUAAGAAGUGGGUUUGAAGCUGACAUGUUUGUCAGCACUGCACUUAUAGAUGCAUAUGCAAAAUCUGGAGGUUUGCAUCUUUCACUGUCCAUUUUCAAUCAAAUGUCAGCUCCAGAUUUAAUAGCAUGGACUGCCAUGCUUUCAGCAUAUGCAAUUCAUGGACGUGGAAAUGAGUGCAUCCACUUCUUUGAGAAGAUGCUAAAUGAGGGCAUAAGUCCAGAUCAUGUUUGCUUUACUCAUCUUCUUAGUUCAUGCAGUCACUCUGGACUUGUUGAAGAAGGCAAGCGAUUCUUCAAUAGAAUGUCCACUGAUUACAGGAUUGAACCACGGAUGGAUCAUUAUUCAUGUAUGGUUGACCUUCUUGGUAGGUCCGGCCAUUUGACUGAAGCAUAUGAUCUGAUUAAGAGCAUGCCUAUUGAGCCUAAUGUUGGUGUAUGGGGAGCAUUACUUGGUGCUUGUAGGAUCUAUCAUAAUAUUGAGAUAGGGAGAGUAGCAGCAGAAAAGCUCUUCAUGCUUGAUCCUCUAGAUCCUGGAAAUUACGUUGUGUUAUCAAAUAUAUACUCUGCAGCUGGUCAAUGGAAUGAUGCGUCAAAAGUAAGAGCAUUGAUGAAGCAAAGAAGGCUGAAGAAGAACACUGGAUAUAGUGUUAUUGAAUCCAACAAUAAAAUCCACACGUUUUCAGUGGCUGAUAGGUCCCAUCCUGACUCUGCAAAGAUAUAUGCAAAAUUAGAAGACCUCACUAAGAGGAUGAUGGCAGCAGGAUAUGUGCCCAAGACAGAGUUUGUGCUUCAUGAUAUUGAUGAAGAAUUGAAAGGAGAUAUGCUGUAUAGUCAUAGUGAGAAACUAGCUAUUGCUUUUGGACUUUUGACCACCGAUGCUGCAGUUCCUAUCAUGAUCACCAAAAACCUUAGGAUCUGCGGUGACUGUCAUGAUGCAGCAAAAUUCAUAUCAAUGAUCGAAAAUCGCUUGAUCAUUGUUAGAGAUUGUAAACGAUUUCAUCAUUUUGCAGAUGGGUCCUGUUCAUGUGGCGAUUAUUGGUAGGAUCUGUCAAAUGGAUUAUUCUUUGGAUGGUAUGUUGGCCAAUGAGCAAACUGUUUGAAUCUUUGUUAUAGUUGCCUGAAAUUAUUGAUUUCAGCAUGCAAGAAUUAUUGGACCUAUCAAGUCGAAAAUGGUGAUCAAGCCAAAAAUGGUGAUCAAAGAGGAAAGGAAAUGGUGAUCAAGCAGAAGAACAUGAAAUGGCCUUGAUAUGUUACUCGCAACAAUCAGAUUUUUGUCAUGAUCUAAUCAAAGGGUCGAUGCGGGCUCAAAGACGUAAAACAAUCACGUGAGAAAUGUUUCAAACAGAUGUACACUCUCUCCUUUUUUUGACAGAAUAGACUUACUGAAGCAGAACCAACUUGAUAGACGUUCUUUACAUGAAAGCGUACAGUUGAUUUGGUCACAACGGUCAUUAACAUCCUCUGCCACUGCUGAUGUCUCGGUGAGCCUGGAGUAUCAAAGGGGGAGAAAGCUAUGAAGUCCUUUGAUCCCUCUGAUAAAUACCUAGAUGAUAAGAUCAGAAGGAUCAUUAACAUACUGUCAUUGUUUAUGUUCCAAAGAGUUGAAGAAUCAUGAGGAAGAACGUCUUAUAUCUGCAUUUAGAGUGAAACAUAAAGCUGUACAGUGAGUUUCACUCGAAGUUCAAACCUCAACUUUCUAUUGGUGCUUUCCUCUUUGAUGAGGGUCAAUACUGCUGUAAGGAUCAUCAUUUGUUCUAUGACAAGAAACUCUCUUUGGUCCAUGGGAAUGUCUUGAAAUUUCUGCUGACACGUAAGGACCUGACCGCCAAAAACAUGCAAGGACUGGACCGUCAAAAACAUGUAAGGUUGUCAUUUGUUCUAUGACAAGAAAUUUACUUUGAACCAUAGGAAGUGUUGAAAUUUCUGCUGGAAACAUCUCAUUAGAGCUGUCAAAAUAAUUUUAGGACUCAGAGGCCCUAGUCACGAAGAUCCAACCAGCCGACUAGCUCCCAAUACAGAGUUUAUUUCAUAUAUUAUUGACAAUCAAUGAUAUAUGUUCUUAUUAUUGGACAUUUCCGCACUUUCUUGGGUAUACAUCUAUGCAGAUCCUCCUUUUACUCUAACUAAAGGUCUGAGCAUCGACUAUAUGCUGCAAAUUCUGAUAAUUGCAGGCAGAUGGCUCCACCAUUUCAUUCUGGUCGGGAAACUCGUUGUUGUUCCUCCAUGGAUGACAAUUUUGACUAUCAGUGUAACUGACUUCUACAUCUUCCUUGAGGGACUCCAGUGAUGACGAUGUUCAUGAACAAGAUAUGAAGACUAGCUUAUUGACUGCUUUCAGCUGCACUUGCUAUGCUUCUGCAUGCCUUUGAAGAGAGAUGAACAUGAAUUGUGCAAUUUGGGAAAUUGGCAUGAUAAAUGAAGGAGAAGAAGAUAAAACGUUGGCGAACAUCAUGAACGUGUUUACACAAUAUUGCUAGGGAAUCUAAACACUGUAGUUGUCAAUUUGAAGCAAAAGAAAAUUUAUUGCGUUAAAGCCACGAAAGCAUGAAAGCAGAACGCGCACGACAAUGAUGGAGAAAGCAGAACGCGCACGAGAAUGACGGAAGCAUGAGACAUUGGAAAAGGAAAUAUAAACAAUAUCUGGAAGAGAGUUUCUGUUCUUAUAUGAUGACUGGCAUUCCUCAUUUCAACACGUGACUUCCUGAGGAAACGUAUCCUUCGCAGUAUGAAUUUGAGACCUUGUCGUCACGAGUCGAUUUUAGCAUUCUGCGUGCCGUUA